Messenger RNA from Biomphalaria glabrata, 3226 nucleotides. RefSeq lists its product as uncharacterized. Gene Ontology annotation, molecular function: RNA ligase (ATP) activity. Lineage: Eukaryota; Metazoa; Mollusca; Gastropoda; Planorbidae. Gene Ontology annotation, biological process: response to reactive oxygen species. The coding region runs from base 172 to 1215 and encodes 347 amino acids. The transcript has 8 exons. The record is from RefSeq and is a predicted model, not a curated record.
UUAUUCAUUCAUAUUGUCACUGUCCUUACAUAGAUCUACACUUAUUUUAAUAUUAAACUAAACUAAAGUAGAUCUUAUUGAUCUACAGACGAUCUAGAGAUCAAGUCAUUCAAGUCUAGCUCUACUACCGAGGGUCCCCAGUCCGGUCCUUUACUUGGUUACUGUUUUGAAAUGAAUCCUGUGCAGCAAAAGAUACCCUGUGUGUAUGAUAUUGAUGUGUGUGAUGAAGCCUCUAGCAAGAGACACAAUCAGCAAUACAGAGUGGUGGCUACAGGAGAAAUGAAUUUGGUUGCUGAACAAGAUGGUGUCAACACAACUGCAAAAGUCACUGAAAAACUGGACGGCACUUGCUGCUUGGUACAAGAAUUCCAAGGCAGACCCUGGUUGUGGGCUAGAUAUGAUCGUAAGCCAAGCAAAGCUGGUGAAAGACGAUUAGCUUUAUUUAAUAAAACUAAACUAAAGCAAAUACAGAAUGAAGGAAACACAGAAGAAGUGUUUAAAUGGGACCCAAAAAAAGAUUUCAAGGAACCACCUCAGCAUUGGGUUCCAGCUACUCAACUUGAAAAGAAAGAUGGUUUUGUUAUGCCAGACAAGCUUGGACACACACCAGGAUGGAUACCUGUUGAACCAGGCUGUCGUCAGCAGUGUUGGCACCUCUCAUCUGUGGACCUUGAGUUGGGAGUAGCACUUGUGCUUAGUCAGGAUACUAAUGAGCCAGACAGUCUUGUGCUAAAGUCUCAGUCAUUGUCCUCUCUCUGUGGUCAGACUUGUGAAUUAAUAGGCACCAAUAUUAAUGGAAAUCCUUACAGUUUAGGCACAAAGCAAUCUCCAGUUCACAUUUUGGUACCUCAUGGAAGUAUAUCAGUGGAGUGUCCCAGGCCAUCUGAUUAUAAAAGUUUAUGUGAUUGGUUUACCAGUGAGUCACCAGAGUCUUUGAUUGAAGGCAUUGUCUGGCACUGUGGCAAUGGGGCUCUUUAUAAACUUCACAGACAUCACCUGAACCUGAAGUGGCCACUUCCUGAGACUCAUCUCUGUCAUAAAAAAGUUCUAGUUCAAGUUAAACUACCUGAAACUGUUGCAGACAGUGCCGCUGGCAGUGGGAAGCAGAAAGUGCAGAGUCUGUUUUCUCGAUUGAGUCAAAGUCAAGUUCUCAAUUCUCUCAAAGACCUGCACCUGAUGUUUAAAGAUGACCCUACAGCUGCUGUGGAUACAUAAUGGCAAUAUAUUUCAAGAAUAUAUUUUUUCAUUUAGAGUUUGUUGCAAUAUGGCUAAUGCAAAUACAUGCCUUUUAUAUAUGCAAAAUUUUCAUUAAUUUAAAAUGAUACCUGUAUUCGGUACAUUUUAAAGAAUAAUGUUAAAGUAAAUUUUUCCUUGAAUUUAAAAUAUUUUGAAUGGCUUCCUGGGCAUGCAGUAUGAGCCCUGGACUACUGUCUUCUUGAUGGACCUAGGUUCAAAAACUGCUAUCCACUAUCUUGAAGGAGGUUUUAGGCUAAGAGUGACUAAGAUGUAAUAAUCUUCAUUUCUGAAGGAAUGUGUGGAAACAUAAAUGUCAGUCCCAUCAAUCAAACGUACAUGUCAGUUCCAUCAAUCAAAUCUUGUUAUGUGCAACUUGUUUACUUCACAUACACCUCUACUUUACAGUUCGUCCCACUGUCUCCCAGCAAUCAGAUUACAUACUAGUGUAUGAUUUUAGCUAGGUAGGUUAUAGCCAGGGAGGAAUGGGUGUCAAAAAUCGGCCCGGGCAUUACCAUAUGAUUUGGCUCACAACUUGAUUGUGUAUGAUAUAAAUAAAACUGAACGCAUGUAUGCAAAUGUGGGUUUCUAAAACGUAUUGUAUUUUAGAUGUAAAUAGGUUAGGUGGUUAGGGAAAAUUUGUAAAAGAAAGAAAAUCUAUGCAAUCUUAAUUAUUUAUUACAUUAUUUUUGAUAAUGAUAAUUUUGAUAAGAGUAAAGCAUAAUACGUGAUGAUUACCUUUCAUGUAUUGUGCCCCUGCUUCAUACUUCUAUCUCUCCCUCCCCCACUCCUGUAAAAUGUUUGGAGUAUUUUGAAGUUACAACCAAAACAUGUCAAACAAACCAAAAAUUUAAAAAGGAAGUAAAAUGAAACAUUCUUGCAACAGAUUCAAGAGAUAAGAAAAGUCCCAUAUCAACAAACUACUCGCUUACAGGUCGUUUAUGCUGUGGGGUACAUGCAGAGAAUUCAUAAACCAAAAUUAGGUUUCUUGUCUCUCUAUUUAACAAUACUAUGCACAUGGCCAAUUUUAUUUCUGUCAAAAUAAAAAAAAAGAAACUACCCAGUAAAUAUUUAGUUCUUGUUAAUGUGUAGCCUUUGUACAGUGCAUUGCACCCAAUAAGAGCUGCAGGGAGUAUUUAAUAUUUAUUUACCUGGUACAUCCAAUUAUAUUUUAGUCCUUAUUUACUUAACUGUCCUGCAUAUUUAGUGAAAACUAUUUUACAGAACUUUAUCAUUAUAUUAAUUCCAAUCUGUUAUAUUUUACUAUUAGCAUAAAAAAAUGUAUUUCAGUUUGUAGUUCCAAAUACUGUAUUUGCCAGGUAAUCUUUAACAAAAAGUUCAAUAUUACAAGUCCAAAGAAUGAUGACCUAGUGCUUCUUGGCAAUAUUAAUUACAAAGACUAUUCCCAUAACUGCCUUAAUUUUGAAAGUGUUAUAUUGUCACUUGUUCUGUAUUCUAACGGACAAUCAGGGCAUCACUAUUGUCCAGUUCCUUGAUUUUCUGAGGACAUCCUUAAAAUGUCCCCCAGUGUGAGACAUGCAUUCCUUGAAGUCAUUAUUUAACUUCUAGUGGGUAGCCUUUAGUGCAGGACUGUAUUUACAUACUUCCUAAGAAUUUUGUGUGAUGCUAUGACCUAUACAUUUUUAGCAAGCAGUUUAAGUCAGAAUAAUUUAUCUCAGGAAUUGAACCCAACACCUCACACAUCCUAAGAAAAUUUAGAUUCUAUUACUUACAAGCUACUACUAACAUAAAACCCAUACAUAAAACAUAAAGUCCCAUACAAUAUUGUUAAAUACCAGAUUGUAAAUUCUAGCAAAACUAAAAAGAAUGAGUUAUUAGAAACGUGUGUGUGAGUGGUUGAAAGAAAAGUGUAGACCUUUACAUUUGGAUCCUAAUUGUUUUAUAAUUUUAAUAUCCUGUUAUAUUUGAACUGUUUGUUCACACUAUGUUGCUAAUAUUUGCAUUUAUUUUAAAUACAAACAAUUUUCUGUCA